Messenger RNA from Asterias rubens (European starfish), 6430 nucleotides. RefSeq names its product protein broad-minded-like. The record is from RefSeq and is a predicted model, not a curated record. The coding region runs from base 150 to 4166 and encodes 1338 amino acids. The transcript has 32 exons. NCBI's taxonomy places the organism in Eukaryota, Metazoa, Echinodermata, Asteroidea, Forcipulatida, Asteriidae. Gene Ontology annotation, biological process: non-motile cilium assembly.
AUGACCGGUACCAGCAUUCGUUGUUGUCGUGUCAACAACAAACCGACGUACGUCCGACUCCCACACUGAGCAAUCGACCGUAGUACUACUACUAGUAGUAGGGAAUUUCGAAAGUAAUUGUUGUAAUUGAAUUGGUUCAACUUUGGAUAAUGGCAGAUCCAUUAGGAGGGGAGGAAGAUCUUCUUCCGAGCAUUCGUCAACUCAUUAGUAGCAUCAAAUCAACAUUAAGAGCUGCAAGUAACAUGGCAGCUGCUGAGGAAAUGGUCUUACACUUGGAAGAGACAGAUGAAAAUUUUCACAGAUAUGAGCUUGUGAAAUACAUACGUGGUCGAAUAGAAGAGGUGUUAGGACCUUUGAUUGAAGAGGAAAUUGAGCGUCGAUCUGUUGGUGUUCAGAGCAAGGGAAGAGAAGAAGUUAUAGUACAAACAAUUACUGAUCAUGUCAUCAAUGACCAGGCGUGUUUGGACCUGCUGCAAUCUCUGAAGCAUGGCACCAAGGAUGCUGUAGAGAGACUUGUUAAGAUGUUUGAUGAAGAACAUCGUCCAGUUCAAAGUAGUAUGUUUGGUAAUAUGGCAGGGAUGUAUGGUCAAGCAUCAAGCCAAAAGAGAAGCAGCUUCUGCCUGAGUGAUGACAGCUCAUCAUUAGACUCCUCAUUUAAUCAGGAUUCGUUUACCUUCAUGAAUCAAGAACAUUUUGCCUCUAUAGCUGAACAGUUGGCGCCUGACAAGCCUCUUGAGAUGAGACGUGAGACUCUGACUGGUUUAUGUAAGCUACCACCAUCUGACAUUUUAGCCUGUGAGCAUUGGGAUAGUCUCCGUUCUGGUCUACUCUUAGCUUUAUCUGAUUCUGAUGAUGUCUUAUCUGAAACAAGUUUACAUUUUCAUGCCAAGAUGUUCUCCUCUAAUUCCCAUCAUGUGAUGAGGGAAGUAUACACAAGCUUAGUUGAGCAUCUUACUUCAGAGUUUACUUCUCAUAAAGCCAGGAGCAUCUUCAUACGAGAUGGUAUUGACACAGUACAUCAUGCACUUUGUAACCUUCUAAGAAAGUUCCGCUUGAUGAAUGAAUUUAACCUGGAGAUUCCAACUUACUGGGUGCGAUUUCCUGACAGAUUCCUGGAUGAAGUGACAGAGUCUACCCUUAAUCUAUUAAUGACUGAACCACAUGAGUCUAUGACAUCCUCAUGCCAGCUUCUUACUCCUCUGUACUGUAUCUCUAUCAUUGAUCCCAGGGCAAGCUGGUUUGGGAAAUGGAUGCAUGGAAAUUAUGGCCGUACUGCUGUCAUAAGAUAUCUAGAAAACAACCACAGCCUAGUACAGACCUGCGUUCAACAGUGCAUGGAUUUCCUGGUGUCAGGGGAUAGGUCACAUGACCUUGUCAGUCGAGUUACAAAUAAACUGGAAAAACAGACCUUGGGCUCUGCUCAGCGCACUCGUUUUACAGAAAAAGAAGCAAGUUAUUUGUAUUUCCAUCAUUGUGCCAGCCUGCUUGGUCGCCUGCUUAUGUACAUUGAUGGAUACAACUUGUUUCCUGUGGCUACUAAGGAUGGAGAUGUGAGUGUUACUGAUCUCUUGGUCUCCCUUGUCCAUAUAAUCACUGAACAAGAGGCACCAGUACUGAAUAGACCAGAACAAAGUGCUUUUGAUCCAGUUUCUUUGGUGACAGAGAUCUUAAAAGUUCUAUGUUUUAGUAAAGCUAGUUGCUGUCGCUGUUUGUGCAAAGAUGCCAUAAUAACAGAGCUUCUACGGCCAGUGCACAUGUGGCUAAGGCGUAAUAAGGCUUGCAAUGAUUCCAGAAUGCUACACAUUGCAGAUAUCCUUUCUACAAUAGCUUCUUGGGAAGUUGGACGCAAGCUCCUCCUGUAUGGAGAAUCUGGCGAGUGGUUCAAGUACAACAGUUCAGCACCCAUUCAUACCAUCGCGGAGUUUACGAAGCAAGCAUUGGAUGGUGAAUUUUCGUCUAGUUUGUGUACACAGCCAUCCCACAAUGUGACUGGUGCAUACCUGUAUGUGUGUAGACAGCUGUAUAGUACAUGUGAGGGCUUGCUGAUUCUUAAUCGCUAUGCUUUACAUCAUCACAUAGCACAAUCAUGGAGACAGGUUUGUAGAGACCUUGAGCUUGCAGGAACACCCACCCCUAGUGAUCCUGGAAUGGGAUAUGAUGACAGUAAAGAUACGGGUCAAGCUAACAGUCAACCACACCAUGUAGAUACACUACACAACAAAGAGACUACUGAUUCCAGUAAGCUACAUGUAGGUAACAGUCCUACACAACGAGUUGAUGCACUGCAGUCAUGGGAACGUACACUCAUUGACAAUUUGCUCAACUUUGCCGGUACACCCAAGGGCCUUCUCUUACUACAACAGACAGGAGCUAUCAAUGAAUGCAUAGCAUACAUGUACAACAGAUCAGCUAAGAAACUCCAGGUGAGUAAAACAGAGAAGUUCGGAUAUGGAAGUAUGGUGACUCAAGUUGCUGCUACAUCACCUGGUAUUGUAGCAAUACAGGGCACAGGAUUCAUUGAAGCUGUUGUACAGGGUUUAUGGUCUGUGUUGGAGUGUGGUAGCGAUGGCCAACCUAUGAUUAGACCAAGUCCAAUACCAGUAGAAACCAUUGAUCGUACUGCUCAUAAGUAUUUUGUGCGGCUGAUUAACAUGUUAUCAGCAUAUCCCGCUGUAUAUGAGAUCUUAGCUGAUCAACCACUACCAUAUAAAGAUUACUACUCACUCAGAGAAGCUCCUCAUCAUAUACUGGGGGUGAUUGAGCGACUGAUAAUAGUAGACAGUGAUGCUAAGAUACACUCUUUAUUCAACUAUGAACAGUCACAUAUCUUUGGACUGAGGCUUCUGACUGUUAUGACAUCAUGCUUAGAUUCAUUGUUGUUAUUGGAGACUCAGUACCACAUCUGGGAUGUGCUUUUACAUGCUCAGGAGGCAAACCGUAAUGGUGAUUCAGCCAUUGUGAUUGACUUACUGUCCAUCGAGCGUAACCAUUUACUAGUGAGAACCAAUGUCAUUGGUGGACCAACAGAAAGACUUCUUCCACCGCACACCUUGCUAAAGGAUGCUAGUGACCCAUAUCCCUGGCCUCUGUUCUAUACUCUACCAGUACCCAAGGAGUAUACUUCUAGUGUUACAAGAUCCCCUAGUAGUAAGCAAGAAAGUGAACUGAGCCAGUUUCUAAGCCGUAAGACUCCAUUGAAAUCUUUUUCUGAUGCUGAGACUUGGCUGGACGAAUGUCAACAGCACUUCUUGACCUGCCUGACAAGAAAACCCCACUCUUUGUCUAAUAAAGUAUUAGCUGAGUUAUUGGAUGAUGCUAUAACUGCACAACUUCUGAUUCCUCACAAUGAGAUGUUUCCGAGCAAGUCUUGUAAGAUAUCAGACAGCACCCUCAAGGCACAGAAGCUAUCUUCAUUACAUAUCAUUGGCAUCAAAAUGGUUAUCAGAUACGGACAACACUUGAAGGUACUCAACAACAGUAAUGAGUCUACUGAAAGCCUAAACCUACUGCUAAAAACAAGUCAAUAUUAUCUCAGCAGACACCAAAGGAGCAUCACUUCUGACAUGCGCUUUCUGAAAGGUGAUUACAUGGGUUUUGAUUGGUUUGUUGCUACCAUCUUUUUGCUACACUCUGGUAACCGUGACAAAGCGUGGAAUCUUCUUCAGAAGUGUUUUUGUAUUUUGUCAUCUGGCUACUUGAGCAUGGCUCGCCUUCAUGCUUCGGAACAUGUUCAGUUGGAUAUUGCAUCCAGUGGUAUUCAUCCAGUGUUUUCAAGGACAGGGCAUAAUGUGGAGCUUAUCUUGCAGACUGAAGUACCACAUGUCUACACAGCCUUCAGGAUGUCUGGUUAUACUCCUUCACAGAUUUGCCAGCAAUGGCUACGUCAAUGUUUCUGGAACUACUUGGACUGGACAGAUAUUAGCCAGUACAUAGCACUCUGCAUUGUGAUGGGUGUCGAUUACCAAGUUUAUAUGUGUGUUGCUGUACUACAUUUUCUUCAGCAAAGACUUUUGUUGCAUACACAGACACAACAACUGCAGGUAUUCUUGAAGGAAAACAGUAUUGAAGGCUUUCAUGUCAGGCUGCAUGUUGACUAUAUGACCAAGCUUGAGAAGAAGUACCGAAGUACAGUACUGCCAGACAUGAAGAACCUUCAUCAAGCAUGAUGCAGUCAAGUUUUAUUUCAAGCUCAAACGGCAACUAAAAUUAACAGGAUAAAAGACUCAAGUUAUUUAUCAUACAUGUAGCUAUUCUUGGCAUGCAAUCACACUGAUCAAGAUGUUUAAUGCACUUUAUGCAGAAAGUAGCCACACUGGUCGGUUAUUAAAUUGGCCACUGGUAGAGUAACUAUAAAUAUAAAUAUGAAUAGUAAGUUUGUCAGUACAUGAGUUGGUCAAAGUUAGCCACACUGGUUAAUAAAAGAGUUGGCAACACUGGUCAAUAAAAGAGUUGGUAUUCACUGGUCAAUAAAGGAGUAAGACCGCGUUUACACUAGAUCCAGAAAGGUGGAUUGACAUUCUGCAUCUUUUUACGACCGCAGAUCACGAUCAAGUGUCGAGUUUACACCAGUGCUUAAUCCGGCUCCGAUUACACUUUUGAACAGAAUGAUUAUUGGCACUGACGUCACCGCUCCUCGGAAAGAGCUCAAUGGUCACGAUUUUAGCACACCAUAUUUUCUUCAAGGUACAAGUACAUCAACAAAGAUAAAUGACGGAGCGAUCUGUAAUUAUUGGCGAAAACGAAAAGUAUUAUGUGAAGAUUCUUGUACUCGGCCGGAGCGUCGAGUAAAUCAGUCUGGCACCAAUUAAGUUUUAGCAAUUGAUCAGACAUGUUAUUAUAAUGUCGUUCAGGGAACCUGACAAAACCUAGUUUUCGUACCCAAACAUUUGUACAUGUGCUCGAUCUCGUUAUAUGGUAACGUUGCAAAUUAUUUGUUCGAACGCAAUAAUGAGAACGUGUGUACAACUUCUCAAACGAGAUAAAGUUGUCAAGAUUGUUGGGAUAUUUCAAAAAGUUCACUCUCGAAAAUCAUUUGAUUUACUCCUCUAAAACGUGUAAAUGUUUCAGACAACAAUGACAAUGGAGGUAGAAUAGAUAGCAACUUAAACCAAAUACAGCAACAAAGCAAGCUCAGAAGGUAGCAAUGUAUGUAUUUAGGGACGCUGAAAACAACAAAACGUUUCACACACGCACAGUAGAGAAAAGCGCGCCACUCCCAACGAAACCGGAAAUGGCCACCUCGAAUUGCCGUGUCUAAUCCACCUUUGCGUUUACACCUGUAUUUGAAUCCACAUUGCCGGACCUUAAUCCACCAAUUGCCGGAUUCAACCCUCCUCGAAAGGUGGAUUGAAAUUGCUGGAUACGGACCCGGGUUUGGCCCGGCAUUUUUGCGUUUACACUAGCCGUUAAUCCACCUUGCCGGAUUUGAUCCGGGUCUGAUCCGGCUUUUGGGAUCUAGUGUAAACGGGGUCUUAGCCACACUGGUCAAUAAAGGAGUUAGCCACACUCGUUAAUAGCAGAGUUAGCCACACUGGUCAAUAAAGGAAUUCUAGCCACACUUGUAUGUGAAGGAGUUGGAUCUACAGUACUUUAUCCACAUAACUGCCUCUUAAUGUAUACAGUUGUUCUUUUCAUGGAAGUGUCCUGGUAGCUUGGUGUGGUGCACCAGCCUCCAGUCAUUGUGUUACCAGCAUGUGGUUGGGUUGCAUGCUUGGCUAUUGUGUUACCAGUGUGUGGUUGGGUUUGCAUGCUUGGCUAUGGUGGGGCCAUUCAUAAUAGUCAAUUCAUAAUAGUCAAUAGUCACCCACAAUUUCGAAAAAAGAUCAAAACUUUUUAACAUUGAAUGGCCCCUUGCUUGAAUAUUUUUGCCAUUGAAUGCUCCAGAUUGCAACUCUUAUCCUUGUGAAACUUAGUUAUCCUUGUUGACUUUUUGUGCAAUCACUUGGUUUAAUUCACUUUCAGUUUUUAAUAGGCAAAAACUAGUUCGCAUUACCAAACAAGCCAGUAGGAUUAUUGGUUCAGAUAAUGACGGUCUUCAGGAAUUAGUUAAGAAUAGACUUAUGAGUAAGUUCCACUGUAUUUUGUCUGACAACACACAUCCCCUUUACCCACUGAUUGUUCACAACAAAUCUGGUAGGAUCCGUCAACUAAGCCUUAAGACUAACAGGUUCAAGAACUCAUUUUUACCUAUUGCUAUAAAUAAUUUUAACUGUGAUUUUAUUAGAUAACUGCAAUGCAUCCAGCCCUAUGUACUGUCUUAAUUGUUUAUUAUUGUUUUAUUUGAUUUUCUGGCAUCUCCUGUGCAAUUUGGCCUCUUUUAAUUUGGGGAGGGGGUCCACUACCCAAUCAUGCUUUAGCGUUUGACUGUUUGUUUGUUUGUUUGUUUGUUUGUUUGGUUUUUUUUUUUUUUUUUUUUUAUAUAAACUUUCAU